Messenger RNA from Camelina sativa (false flax), 1549 nucleotides. NCBI's taxonomy places the organism in Eukaryota, Viridiplantae, Streptophyta, Magnoliopsida, Brassicales, Brassicaceae. The record is from RefSeq and is a predicted model, not a curated record.
ACUGACUAAGAUAUUGUUGUUACAGUUUGUGACUGGUCACUUCAACAAACACUGCAAUAACAAUUCUUUGUUGAGAGAAGAGAGUUGAUGUUAUCUCUGGCAUUCACUCUAAUAAGAUGUUUGGUGGGAGAAGUCACAUACUCAAAGGGAGUGUAUCACUUGCCUUGGUUAUCCUCAUUCUUUUUGUUGUGAUUCUCCUUGUUUCCGAGAAAAACCCUCUUCGCACUUCUUCUCUCUUUGACAUAAAAAGUCAGUUUUCACCUUCUUCUUCAGUUUGUAACUUUGCAAAGGGGAAAUGGGUUAAAGACAGGAAGAGACCAUUGUAUUCUGGUUUUGAAUGUAAACAGUGGUUAUCAACCAUGUGGGCUUGUAGAAUUAUGGGCAGACCUGAUUUUUCAUUUGAGGGUUACCGGUGGCAGCCUCAAGGUUGCAACAUGCCACACUUUGACAGAUUCACUUUCUUGAGAAGAAUGCAGAACAAGACGAUAGCAUUUAUAGGAGACUCAUUGGGACGGCAACAGUUUCAGUCCCUAAUGUGUAUGGCCAGCGGUGGUAACGAUAGCCCAGAUGUUCAAAAUGUAGGGUGGGAGUACGGUCUGGUGAAAGCCAAAGGAGCUCUCCGUCCUGAUGGUUGGGCUUAUCGGUUCCCGACAACAAACACGACAAUCUUGUAUUACUGGUCAGCUAGUUUAUCUGAUUUGGUACCGAUGAACAACACUGAUCCACCUCGUCUUACUGCAAUGCAUUUGGACCGCCCACCAGCAUUCAUGAGAAACUACCUUCACCGUUUUGAUGUAUUGGUUCUAAACACCGGUCACCAUUGGAACAGAGGUAAGAUCGAAGGAAACCAUUGGGUGAUGCACGUAAAUGGAACACGGGUCAAAGGUGAAUACCUCAAGGAUAUCAGAAACGCAAAGGAUUUUACAAUACACAGCGUUGUGAAGUGGCUCGAUGCACAGCUUCCGUUUCAUCCACGGUUGAAAGCUUUCUUUAGGACGAUAUCUCCGAGACAUUUUAAAAACGGAGAUUGGAAUACAGGGGGAAACUGUAACAACACAGUCCCUUUGUCUAGAGGAGGCGAAAUCACAGACGAUGAUGGAUCUAUAGAUACGACAGUUGAGAGUGCUGUGAAUGGGACUAGGUUAAAGAUUCUUGACAUAACUGCACUUUCUGAGCUAAGAGAUGAAGCUCACAUCUCAGGGUCAAAACUCAAACCCAGAAAACCAAAGAAGGCGAGUAGUAACGUGACUGCAACUCCAGUUAUCAACGAUUGCUUGCAUUGGUGCUUACCUGGGGUCCCUGAUACUUGGAAUGAACUUUUCAUUGCUCAGAUUUGAAGUCUCCAAACAUCACAAAAGUUAGUUCACAGGAUUGUCUCUGUUUUGAUUCUUUGUUAUAGAAAGAUUUUUUUAAUUCUUUCUGGGAGAAGAAGAAAAGGUUCAAGCCAGUUCUUACAAAUAGGGGUUUUAGAAGGUUUUUGGAACUGAUACAUUUUACAGAUAUAUAUGAUUCAUAUGUGUAAUGAUUACAAAACAAUCUGGUUUUUCUA